UGCUGAGGCUGCCACCGGCCACGCCUGCGCUGUCCUGGAGCUGCCUCCAGCCUGGCCCCUGGGCUGUGGAACAGAAGAUGUGCCAGCCUUCUGCUUCGUCUGCUUUCACAGGGAGGAGGAGGAGGAGUUGCUGGAAGAGGUCCCACUACAGAGGGAGAAGAUGAGUGUGGGCUGCCCAGAGCCCGAGCCACCCCACUCCCUGCCCUGCUGUGGGCCAGGGACUGCCCCUGGGCUGGGAGCAGGCGUGCCCCUUCUCACUGAAGACAUGCAGGCGCUGACCCUCCGCACGCUGGCUGCUAGCGACGUCACCAAGCACUAUGAACUCGUCCGAGAGCUGGGCAAGGGCACCUAUGGAAAGGUCGACCUAGUGGCCUACAAGGGCACAGGCACAAAAAUGGCACUGAAGUUCGUGAACAAGAGCAAAACCAAGCUGAAGAACUUCCUGCGGGAGGUGAGCAUCACCAACAGCCUCUCCUCCAGCCCCUUCAUCAUCAAGGUCUUCGACGUGGUGUUUGAGACCGAGGACUGCUACGUCUUCGCCCAGGAGUACGCACCCGCCGGAGACCUGUUUGACAUCAUUCCUCCUCAGGUGGGGCUCCCCGAGGACACCGUGAAGCGCUGCGUGCAGCAGCUGGGCCUGGCGCUGGACUUCAUGCACGGACGGCAGCUGGUGCACCGCGACAUCAAGCCCGAGAACGUGCUGCUGUUCGACCGCGAGUGCCGCCGCGUGAAGCUGGCCGACUUCGGCAUGACGCGCCGCGUGGGCUGCCGCGUGAAGCGCGUCAGCGGCACCAUCCCCUACACGGCGCCCGAGGUGUGCCAGGCGGGCCGCGCCGACGGCUUCGCCGUGGACACGGGCGUGGACGUGUGGGCCUUUGGCGUGCUCAUCUUCUGCGUGCUCACCGGCAACUUCCCCUGGGAGGCGGCCUCGGGCGCCGACGCCUUCUUCGAGGAGUUCGUGCGCUGGCAGCGGGGCCGCCUGCCGGGGCUGCCGUCGCAGUGGCGCCGCUUCACCGAGCCGGCGCUGCGCAUGUUCCAGCGGCUCUUGGCUCUCGAGCCCGAGCGCCGCGGGCCGGCCAAGGAGGUCUUCCGCUUCCUCAAGCACGAGCUCACGUCCCAGCUGCGGCGCCGGCCCUCGCACCGCGCGCGCAAGCCCGCCGCCGGGGACCGUCUGCCGGCCGCCGGGCCGCUGCGCCUCGAGGCGCCCGCGCCGCUUAAGCGGACGGUGCUGACCGAGAGCGGCAGCGGCUCCCGGGCCGCGGCCCCCGCCGUCGGGCCCGUGCCCGUGCCCGUCCCCGUCCCCGUGCCCGACGCCGACCUGGCGCCCCCUGGGCCCCCGGGCAGGACCGACGGCCGCCCGGACAAGAGCAAAGGGCAGGUGGUGCUGGCCACGGCCAUCGAGAUCUGCGUCUGAGCCGCCCCCCGCCGCCCUCGGGCCGGGGCGCCGUGCACGCAGCCAGGCCGGGCGCGGGGAGCCGCGCUGGGCCCGCUCCAAGCCGGGGUGGCGGCCGCGGCCAAACCGAGCAGCCCUCGUGAGCAGCGCCCUCCCCCAACCCGGCGGCGGCGGCGGCGGCGGCGGCGGCGGGAGGGAGUAGUGGUAGACUAGGCUGGACCGCCGGCCCAGGCGCCUGGUCGGCGGCGGGCUGGUGAAAUAGCCACCAAAAGACCUCUUGCCCGGCCUGUGGAGCAGGGGCUUGGCCCAGAGGAGCCAAGCCCCACAGACCUGAGGAUUCAGAGGCCCCCCUGAUACCUAGGAGCUUGCGGGCAGACUACCUGACAUCUCCCUGAACCCUGAACCCUUACUAGUUGCUCCUAGCCUUUUGCACCCCCUGGCAGAUCACCCCGCAGCCCCGCCCCCGGUCCUGCCCUCCUGGCACCCCACCCCGCCCCCCACUCCACCCUGGGCACAGAAGGGAACUGAAGUAUUGGGGCAGAGAAGGGGCUUAGGGCCUGAGGCACUGGCUGGGAGGAGGGCGAGGUGCUGAGGGCAGGGGUGUUGCUCAGCUGCGUCCUGCCCCUUUCCUAGGAGGCUGGAGGGGAGAGGCCAAGCCCCCUGCAAAAUGUAGCAGAUGUCUGGGUGUUGCAGAAGAGUGUGCAGGCACAGGCCCCCGAGAAUCCAGUGACCCCCACAGCCCAUUCCCCUGAUGAGGACACUGAGCCUGCCAGGAGGCAACUUGCCUGGGGCCACACAGCUGCUGAGAGGUGGGGCUCUAGUAGCGUCCCCCUGCUCCCCAGGGAUUGUCACCCCCCCAGACAGCUCCACACAGAGGGGCCCCCAGGGCAGGAGCCUCAGCUGCACUGCAUCCCUAGGGCGGGGGAGUGAGUGCAGAGCCCAGGGAUGGCCCAGCUUCCCCUUAUGGCCACACCUUUUCCAGACCCAGGAGACCUCUCAGGUCCUCACCACCUCGGCCCCGACACAGGGGCUUCUGGCAGGCAGGGAGGUGAUCUGUGCCAGGAGUUCCUCCUGGGUUUCUGCUGGAGUCGAACAUGUCAGCCUCAGGCUGACCCCAUCCCCUGCCUCCCAAGUUUCUGGCACUGGAGUGUGCUGCUGUGGGUAUGAGAACGGGGGCGUGGGAAUGUGAGGGGUGAAUGUGUGAUAGGUGUGUGUGUGGUGUGAGCGCGAGUAGAGUGCACGUGUGUGCGUGGAGCCUUGUGUGUUGUGACUGCAUCCAGACACCUCCGCAACUCUGCCCGGCCCCAGGAUUCUCUCCAGGCGGCUGCCAGAGGGCGUCCAGGCCUGCAUUUCACCACACCCCUCAGGGAACCCGGCAGGGAGGCACCUGCAGGUUGGUUCAGGCUCUUAGGCAGCAACACAGACUCACCCAGCGCCCCCUCAUGACCCCUGCCCUCUCUGUGGAGGCCUGGGACCCCGCAAUAACCUCAGCAUGGGUGAGGCUGCUCCCUCUGCCUGGCAGUGCCCCAUCCACCAUCCCAGGCCACAUCUGUCAGGGUCCCUCCUGGGGUUCUAGGCCAUUUGAGGGUGCUCCCUGAUAGGCCAGGCUGACUAGAGGGGGCCCUGACCACUCUCUGGCCCGGAGCCCCCACCUCUCUACUCGCCUCUCAUUCCCACCGCGCAAAAGGGCUAUAGGUCCCCCUGCCCUGCCCGGGCCCAGUUUACAAACUGUGCGGUUGUCCCAGAGCCUGGACCCCUCUCCUUGGAGUGCCCUCCCCUCUGGAGACCCCCCUCCCCAGGGGCAUUGGGGCUCUUCACACGCCAGGUAAGUAGCAAACCCCUCCUCCCACCAAGGGCCAAGUCUCUGCGAAGGCCCCCCAUCACUGCCCCAGGCUCCCCUGGAGCUCAUCCUGAGCCCAUCUGGGCGCCUCUCCCAGACGCGACUUCUCCUUUUGCCUUAGGCCUCUCGACAUCCUAUCUCUCCUGCAAUAACAAGGAAGCGAGAUUCCAAGUAGACAUCCCUGGCCGCGCACCCUCUCUCUCUGUCUCUGUUAAGACCCUGUGUGGGAGCUUCUCCCUUGUCGUAGUAGCUAGGAUGUUAGAAUUGGGAAGGGCCCGUAGUUCUGUAGUCCAGCCCCUGUUGUCAGAGGCACAGAGGGGCAGCGACGGCCAACCAGAACCAGGUGUGCUCCUUCGCUGUCUGGGCCACUGCUGCUGCCUCACCUCUGCUGGUCGGGUUGGGACCCUUUGCCCCUUAGGAGAGGUGUUGGUCACAGAAGUUUACCUCAGUUUAUGUCACUGUCGAAGAAACAAGAAAUAAAUAGCAAAAAAUUAAUAACACUGUAAACAUGAAGACUUAGACGAUAAAAAUCUCACACAGAAAAACUCCCCCUUUGUGAUUCUCUGUGAAGGUGUGUGUGUGUGUGUGAUGUUGUGUGUGUGUCCCACCCCGGGCAGGCCGGGUCAUCCCCAACCUCUGGUCCAGCCCUGUGCUCUCCACACUGCCCCCUGUCCUUUGGUGCUUCCCAGAGGCCCCGCUGAGCUGGCCUGUGGGGUAUAGGGAGCCCCCUGGGCAGGAGGCAUGGCCACAGGUUAACUAGAGGGUCUCCCACCGGGCCCACCGAUGCUCCCUGAGCCCACGCUGUGGCCGGUAGGACAGCCCCGGUGGCUGGCAUCAGAGUCCAAGCCCGGUUCAGGGCUUGGCUGGAAUCCCAGCCCCUCGUGUAUUGCCACCAUUCCCCACCAUGUGUUUGUAAAUACUCUGGCACCCUUUGGCCCUGAGAAGGUUUUUAAAUGUGUUAUUUACUUCUCU
Equus quagga is the source of this 4205-nucleotide messenger RNA. RefSeq names its product SH3 domain binding kinase 1 (gene SBK1). The coding region runs from base 161 to 1414 and encodes 417 amino acids. Lineage: Eukaryota; Metazoa; Chordata; Mammalia; Perissodactyla; Equidae. Gene Ontology annotation, molecular function: ATP binding; protein serine/threonine kinase activity. The transcript is spliced from 4 exons. The record is from RefSeq and is a predicted model, not a curated record. Gene Ontology annotation, biological process: peptidyl-serine phosphorylation; peptidyl-threonine phosphorylation.